This is a messenger RNA of Huiozyma naganishii CBS 8797, 822 nucleotides long. RefSeq names its product Hpc2p (gene HPC2). The transcript has a single exon. The record is from RefSeq and is a predicted model, not a curated record. Lineage: Eukaryota; Fungi; Ascomycota; Saccharomycetes; Saccharomycetales; Saccharomycetaceae. The coding region runs from base 1 to 822 and encodes 273 amino acids.
AUGGACCACCAGGGCAAAGCGUUGAGCAUCGCAGAGGAACUCGCUCACAACAGGACGCAGUCGCCGUCGCAGUCGCCGCCUGUUUCUCAGCAGCAGCAGCAGCAGCAGGUGAAGCAGGUCAAGAUCUCGUCGUUGCUGGCACAGCAGCCGGAGGUCCUCGAACGGUCGCAGAGCAGCGUUGAGGCGACGGCGAAGCAACCGCAGAAGGCGAAGAAGUGCAGGUCGCUGUCGUCGUCGAAGAAGAAGGCGCCGCAGUCGACUGUCACGCCUGCUGCUGCUACUGCUGCUGCUACGCCAGCUCCACCUGCCCCGAGACUUCUGGAUCCACCACCAGUGACACCCGCUGCGGUCCACUCGAAGGAACUCACGGGCAACUCGCAGGGGCCAGCAGUCGUGCUGGACGUGCCACUGUACCCUGCCGAUGGCAACGAGUACCUCGACGAGAACGGGACCGUCGUGGUCAAUGUCGCAAAGCUGUUGAACGACACCGCUGGACGACCCCCAGAGGAGACACAGCGGGCCCUCGAACAAGAGAAGAGAGCCAAGAGGGAACAACUGGUCACUACUACUACCACUACUGCCCCGGCAAGCACGGACGAACCACCAAAGAAGAAGUCGCAUCCAAUGAAGGGCAAAUCGCUCAUCGGGAAGUACGACAUGGAGGAUCCCUUCAUCGAUGACACGGAAUUACUUUGGGAGGAGCAACGUGCAGCGACGAAGGACGGGUUCUUCGUGUACUUUGGCCCUCUUAUUGCGAAGGGACAGGUAGCAUCCUUCGAAAGGAUCAAUGGGACCAUGAAGAAGGGAGGGAUACGCAAGUAA